Molecule: messenger RNA, 114 nt
Organism: Bolinopsis microptera
Lineage: Eukaryota; Metazoa; Ctenophora; Tentaculata; Lobata; Bolinopsidae
Exons: 3
Source: RefSeq, a predicted model, not a curated record
AGAAGGAAACAAAGAAAAGAGAGAGAAGAAGUAAGUAAUAAAGGAAAGAAGGAACGAAAAAGAGAGUCAGAAAGAGAAAAAAGAAAGAAGAUGAGAGUUGAGAGAAGGAGUUAA